Cuscuta campestris is the source of this 845-nucleotide messenger RNA. Lineage: Eukaryota; Viridiplantae; Streptophyta; Magnoliopsida; Solanales; Convolvulaceae. The record is from the annotation of a GenBank genome assembly.
UUAAGAGGAAGAAGAAGUUGGCUCGAAUAAGGGAUAGGCUCUUUCUUUGUCUUUUCCUUUUAUCAUCUUUUUUACUCCGUAGUUCUUUCCUCUGGAAAUGCAAGUGUGCGCGUGAAUUUGUGGUUAUUUAUUAAUUCUUGUAGACACGCAGAGAAAAUUUGUUUGUUCCUCUUUGCAUUUGCAUGACGAGCGCUUCGGAGCUAUUCUACACCAGGAGGACUCGUCUGGGUCGGAUCAGCUCCGAAUUUGAUUCGGAUUCUGACCGAAUAUCUAUCCACAGUCAUGUCACUGGUCAUCGCCACCGCCGUCACCGCCGCAGCAGCAAUGGAACUCGCCGGGUCGGGAGAUUCGAUUCGAUCGACUCCGAGCCUCUUCCCCGGUCUAGAAUUCCGAUCCGCUGCUCCUCUGUUCAGGUAAGGUUAUUGGAUUUUAGAUUUGUUUUUUUCUUCUGAGUGUUAAAUUUCCAAUCCUCUACUGAAUGAUUUUCAGGUGAAUAUCUUUGUACGUUUUGCUUCCUUACAAUUUACUAGCCAUUGAAAUAAUUAUACUUCGCGCAAUCUUUUGAGUUUCAAAACUUUUGUUGUGUUGGUGUAAAAGACACAAGGAUUUGUGGCCCAAGAAGGGAUUUACUGUCCAGAUUUGUGGAUCCGAUGAACUCUCCGAGUAAUGAUAGAAUAGAAAUAAAACAGCAGCACUGGAGGUGUCGCGAGUGUCAUCCAUUGACACUGGAUGCCAGUGUCAACAGAACCUUGCCGAUAAAAUAGAUGUGAAGUAUGGAAAUUUUAGAGUAGAAGAGAAAUAUAUCGAUGGAGUUUAGGCCUCAAGCAAUUCAAGAGUGAAAACUG